Gordionus sp. m RMFG-2023 is the source of this 1863-nucleotide messenger RNA. Its product is annotated as polypyrimidine tract-binding protein 3-like. Gene Ontology annotation, biological process: regulation of RNA splicing; mRNA processing. The transcript is spliced from 18 exons. The record is from RefSeq and is a predicted model, not a curated record. The coding region runs from base 22 to 1701 and encodes 559 amino acids. Gene Ontology annotation, molecular function: mRNA binding. NCBI's taxonomy places the organism in Eukaryota, Metazoa, Nematomorpha, Gordioida, Chordodea, Parachordodidae. Gene Ontology annotation, cellular component: nucleus.
GUGGUUUUAUUUAACCGAAUAAUGUCAAAGCGUGAUUUAGAUGAGUCAGAACCUGACGAAAAUAAUCAAAAUAAUAAGAUAUUAUGUGUUGAACAAGAAAGAUCUCAAGUUUGCAUAGUUAAUAUAGCUGAAAAUGAAAUAGAUUCAUCAUCAAUUGUGGAUAAUUUAGAUUACGUGAUUCACUUGAGAAAUUUGUGCCCAAAUAUUACAGAAAAAGAAAUAGUUCAGUUAGCUUUCCCAUUUGGAAAAGUAAAAAAAUUGAUUUUAUUGAAAGCAAAAAAUCAAGCAUUUAUUGAGUUUUUUGAUCCUGGUGCUGUUACCAAAAUUUUGGAUUUUUUUUCACACUCUACAAAUGAAACCUCUCUAAGGGGUUAUAAAAUAUAUGCACAAAAUUCCACUCACAAACAUCUUGAUACUUCACAUGUCCCUCCAGCUGCAGCGUCUUUAGCAGAAUCCAUAAUAAAUACUCUUAAUUCUUUAUAUGAUGCAAAUUCCACCCAGGAAACGCCGACCAAUAUACUUAGAAUUAAAUUUGAUGGAUAUAUUCCUAUUUUAAAUUUGAAUAUAAUUCAUCAGAUAUUUAGCAAAUAUGGAGAAGUUCAAAAAAUUAUCACAUUUACUAAAAACUAUUCAUUUCAAGCCUUUGUCCAAUAUAUGUCUUCGGCCUUGGCCCAAAUGGCGAGAUUGAAUUUAUGUGGUUUAAAUAUAAAUGGUUGUAUUAUUUCGAAAAUCGAUUUCUCUAAAUUGAACAAUUUAGAAGUCAAAUAUAAUAACGAUAAAAUGCGAGAUUACACUUUGCACCCCAUGAAGGAUCAGGCUAAUGGCGUUAAUUCAAGCAAAAACUUUUUGCAUCCGAAGAACGGGGAAGGUGAGCAAUCUUUGAGAUUUCAUGCCACUAUGGAUAAUCCCAUGUUGCAAUAUUCAAAUAUGCUAAAUCAACCAUAUACUAUUAUUUCACCUUUUCCUGGUAAUAUGGGUCACCUAAUUCCAUCAAAUCUGGCUUUGCAAAAUGUUUUUGGGCAACCUUUGAAUCCUAACUCUAAUAAACCUAUGAUUAUCAACCUCGAUGCAUUAAAUCAAUCUCCCAUUGUUUUUAAAAGUGAUCAUAUAGGCAGUGUUAUAAUUGUUAGUAAUCUCAACGAUCAGAAAGUGACUGCAGAUGCACUCUUUAUCCUGUUUGGUGUGUAUGGAGACGUCUACAAAAUAAAGAUAUUAUAUAAUAAACGAGACACUGCUUUAAUUCAGAUGAGUAAUCCUUCACAAGCCCAUUUAGCUAUAAAUAAUCUUGACAAUCUAAGAAUGUAUGGCAAAAAUAUUCGUGUUUCAAUAUCAAAAUACCAAAGUAUUAAAAUGCCUAAGGAAAGCCAAGAAGAUGGAUCUUUGACUAAAGAAUAUAUAAAUUCACCUUUACACCGGUUUAAGAAGCCAGGCUCUAAGAAUUACAAUAAUAUUGUGCCCCCUUCUUCAGUAUUACAUUUAUCCAACAUACCAUUAGAUAUGGAAGAAAAUUUUGUAAGAAAUUUAUUUGACAAUUCAGGAUUUAAUGUGAAAGGAUUCAAAUAUUUUGUAAACGAAAAAAGAAUGGCCCUUAUCCAAUUAGACGAUAUUGAAGAAGCUAUAUCGGCAUUAAUCGCUUUACACAAUCAUCCAAUCAACAAUACUCAUAAUUUGAGAAUUUCGUUCUCCAAAUCGCAUAUUUAAUAUUUUUACCUCAGGAAAUCUCAAUGCAAAACUAUAUUUUUACCUCAGGAAAUUUCAAUGCAAAACUAUAUUUUUACCUCAGGAAAUUUUAAUGCAAACUAUAUUUUUCAAAAAUAUUUAUAAAUUUGAAAUAUACCUUUAUUUUAAAAUGACAUAUUUUUU